AUGUACCAGUUGAGAUGGAUGAGACUUCGAGACCACUGCCUCACGAACUACCCAAAAGUAAACCCGAGCAACCUCUCAGACUCAGACAUCAGCCAAAUUAAAGAGAGUAAAUACAUCUUAGUUGAUGAUAAACACGAGGUGGUCUAUUGUAAAAUCCCCAAGAUUGCUUGUACGACUUGGCAGCGGAUGUUCUUGGCGAUGCACGGCUUUAAAGACGCUCUAAACAUGCCCCAGGAUGACGUCCAUCAUCGGCAGGAUUCGUACAACUUUUUCAAAUCGAUGGAGUUGCGCAAGCAGUCAUAUGAUAACAUCCGGCGGAAGUUACAGACGUACAAGACAUUUGUUAUUGUCCGUGACCCGCUAGAGCGAAUACUGUCUGCAUACAGAGACAAGCUGUUAAUGGGAAGAGAGUUUUAUGCCUUUUAUUCGAAGCGGAUAUUGCGCGCUUACCGAGAAGGUUAUAAAGCGGAAGACGAUGUCGAUUUGGAAUUUCAUGAAUUUAUAAGGUUUCUUCUCGACCAGGAAAGGUUUCAAAUCGGGUAUGUAGAUGAACAUUGGGAUUCCUUCUUCAACGAGUGUCUUCCGUGCAGCAUCAAUUAUGACGUAAUCGGGAAGUACGAAACUAUGGAGACCGAUUCCAAUUUCGUUUUACAAUAUCUUGGCUGGAAUAAGCAGCUGAAAUGGCCACCGCGUGAGAAACAUUAUAAUGGUACCCGCUCUGCACUACUUAUAGACCAGGCAUACAAUGGGGUAUCUAAACGUCUUUUAUCCGGAAUCAAGCAGCAUUAUCGAGAUGAUAUAUUAGCGUUUGGUUAUGCAAAUGGCUGA
This is a messenger RNA of Lineus longissimus, 828 nucleotides long. RefSeq names its product carbohydrate sulfotransferase 11-like. The transcript has a single exon. The record is from RefSeq and is a predicted model, not a curated record. Gene Ontology annotation, cellular component: membrane. Lineage: Eukaryota; Metazoa; Nemertea; Pilidiophora; Heteronemertea; Lineidae. Gene Ontology annotation, molecular function: sulfotransferase activity. Bases 1 to 828 code for a protein of 275 amino acids. Gene Ontology annotation, biological process: carbohydrate biosynthetic process.